AUGAACCCAUUAUCGAGUAGUAGAGAUGGAAUGAUGAUGAUGAAUAGUAGUGGUGGUAAUAAUAAUGUUCCAAGUGCACUUGGGGGAGCAUUGAGAAAACCCAAUAUAGACAAUGAAAGAAAGCGCCAGUCCAUGAUGAGCCACUGGAAAUACAAGGCGGCGCCAAUGAACGCUGGCGGACAAUCCCAACUCAACUCAUCGAGUGACGAUAUGGUGAUUGGAGACACACAACCACCACCACUACUGCCACAAUCAUCAACGCUACCUGUAGCACCCGCUGAACCUGAAGGUGGAGCAGGAUACAACAAGUCAAGAAGAAACUCAGCUCCCUCACCAUCAAUGCGAAACAUGGUGUCUCAUUGGAAAUUCGAUCCAAAGGGAAUGGUUAGACAACAACGACAAUUACAACUGAUUGGAGAACACCAACAAUUAAUGUAUCUUAAACGACUUCAAGAAUCAUCUGCUCGACAACCCGGCACAGGUGGUCAACAACCAAUGGCAAUGGAUACUUCACCUAUAAACCUCCUGCCAACAACAACCAUACCAACGCAAUCAUCACCAUUAUCAUCACAGUCAUCUCAGUCAUCACAAUCAUUAUCAUUAUCAUUAUCACCCGAACAAACAGCAAUUUCCGAGUUAUCACAUUUUAAAUCAUCAACAUUCCAUCCAUACUCUCGAGCCAGUAAGAACUCUGCGUCACCAAGAUCAUCCUCAUCAUCGUCAUUAUUAUCAUCAUCGAACCUUCCCCAACCACCACCACCAUCUCCAUCCCAACAAUCAACCGAGCCACAACCAAGAAUGGAACGAAGAUUUUCACUGCCAUCAGUCUCCAACAUGUCCCUCUAUAGUGGCCAAUACCAACCCCCACCAUCACCAAAACUCACUCCCAAAACGACACCAUCCUCAUUAUACAAUCUUGACUCUAUUCCAGAGAAUCAAGAGAAUGGAUAUUAUAGUGGAGGCAGUAGCAAUAACAAUGGUCCAAACAACAUUGGUAGUAGUAGUGGGAAUAAUACGACGACGACGACAGGGUUUUCGCCAUCAUCGUCGGCAUCUUCAACAUCACCAUUCAUGGGUCACUCUCCACCACUAUAUAUAAAUGGAUUGUCACCUUCGCUUGUUGGUCUCCCUCAACCAUUUUUCAAUUCGAAUGAACGUUUAUCGUCUCAAUCGUCUCAAUCUUCUCAAUCAUCAUCAUAUUUAGGCAAAUCUCAACAAUCAAUUUCAAUUCCACCAACCACACCUCCAUCUUGUAAAACAACUCCAAGAGACUAUUCAGAAUUCCUCAAUACUAACCUUUCUUCAUCCUCUUCUUCAUUGUCAUCACACAACAACAACAACAACAAUACUGUACAUUUAAAAUCACCUUUUCUCACCUCUUCUCAACCAUCAACCCCACACUUUCCACCAACAGAUUUCCAUUCAUCAUCAUCAUCGAUGGAUAGUUCUGAUCUUACACUACCUCCAAUGAGAUCACUACUUAGUGAUUUAAAAAUUUCAGAACGUUUGGAUCAAAAUAAUAAUCAAAAUAAUAAUCAGAAUAAUAAUCAAAAUAAUAAUAAUAAUAAUAAUAACCAAUUGUCUCCAAUAUCAGUGUCACCAUCUGGAUCAACACCAUCUAAAAUGUUUAGGCUACAAUAUGGUCAAUCAUUUCCAGACCUACCUACCUACCUACCUACAGAAAGAACAACAACGACAACAAUAAGUUAA
This is a messenger RNA of Cavenderia fasciculata, 1710 nucleotides long. RefSeq lists its product as uncharacterized. The transcript has 3 exons. The record is from RefSeq and is a predicted model, not a curated record. NCBI's taxonomy places the organism in Eukaryota, Evosea, Eumycetozoa, Acytosteliales, Cavenderiaceae. Bases 1 to 1710 code for a protein of 569 amino acids.